Messenger RNA from Ziziphus jujuba (common jujube), 811 nucleotides. Its product is annotated as uclacyanin 1. Gene Ontology annotation, molecular function: electron transfer activity. The record is from RefSeq and is a predicted model, not a curated record. The transcript has 2 exons. Bases 37 to 723 code for a protein of 228 amino acids. NCBI's taxonomy places the organism in Eukaryota, Viridiplantae, Streptophyta, Magnoliopsida, Rosales, Rhamnaceae. Gene Ontology annotation, cellular component: plasma membrane.
UUCUGCAUACAACAUUUUGUUCCAACAGAGACAAAUAUGGCAGCCAAGAGGACAUUAUGGAGCUCAUUGGCUAUCAUCGUGGCCAUGCUCAUGGAAUUCGCCAUGGCAGCAAACUACACGGUUGGAGCUCCAAAUGGCGGUUGGGAUACCUCCACCCAGCUGCAAGUUUGGGCAUCAUCACAAUCCUUCUUGGUUGGAGACAAUCUCAUUUUCCAAUACGAUUCAACAAAUCAUGAUGUGGUUGAGGUCAGAAAAUCAGACUAUGAUUCCUGCCAGCCAAACAACCCAAUUCAAACUUACAAUGAUGGAACAACUUCCAUCACUCUGUCAUCUCCAGGAAAGAGGUACUUCAUCUGUGGAACACUGGGACAUUGUGGCCAAGGAAUGAAGCUCGAAAUCGAUACUCUUGCAACUUCUCCUUCUCCUUCUCCUACUCCUUCUUCUUCUCCUUUUUCUCCACCAGAAGCUUCUCCUUCAAUCCCACCUUCUUCUUCCUUGACUCCUUCGCUGUCUCCAGGAAGUCCUGCUUAUUCUUCAUCACCAGAAUCUGAGCCCACCACAGAGCUCCCUCCAUUGUCAUCCCCUGUUGUUCCUUCAACUGGGUCUUCACCAGAUCCUUCUGCUUCCUCUUCAGUUAGCUACAAGGGCAGUUUCAUAGCUGCUAGUCUCACAGUGGGGUUCUGCUUCAUUGUUAUGAUGAUUCUAGACUUGCAAAGCUUUUGAACAAGAUUGUUUGCGGGAAAUAUUGCUAUUGUUAUAUUAUUUCUGACAAUUUUCUUCUGAGUUCUGCUUUUCUAAUUUGUUUAUUCUG